This is a messenger RNA of Jaculus jaculus (lesser Egyptian jerboa), 2918 nucleotides long. RefSeq names its product chromosome 11 C16orf72 homolog (gene Hapstr1). Lineage: Eukaryota; Metazoa; Chordata; Mammalia; Rodentia; Dipodidae. The record is from RefSeq and is a predicted model, not a curated record. The coding region runs from base 16 to 843 and encodes 275 amino acids. The transcript is spliced from 4 exons.
GGGGGGCCGCGGACGAUGGAGGAGCGGAAGGAGGAGGGCGAGGCGGAGAUCCAGGAGCACGGGCCCGAGCACUGGUUCUCCAAGUGGGAGCGGCAGUGCCUGGCCGAGGCCGAGCAGGACGAGCAGCUGUCGCCCGAGCUGCAGGAGGAGGCGGCGGCCGCCGCGCAGCCCGAGCACAAGCAGCAGAAGCUGUGGCACCUCUUCCAGAACUCGGCCACCGCCGUGGCCCAGCUCUACAAAGACCGUGUGUGUCAGCAGCCAGGACUUUCUCUCUGGGUCCCUUUCCAAAACGCAGCCACGGCCGUCACCAACCUCUACAAAGAAAGUGUGGAUACCCAUCAACGAAGUUUUGAUAUUGGAAUUCAGAUUGGCUAUCAGCGACGCAAUAAGGAUGUGUUGGCCUGGGUUAAAAAACGCAGAAGAACUAUUCGUAGAGAAGAUUUGAUCAGCUUCCUGUGUGGAAAGGUUCCUCCACCACGAAACUCUAGAGCUCCCCCAAGACUAACUGUAGUGUCCCCUAACCGAGCUACUUCAACGGAAACUAGCUCAUCUGUAGAGACUGAUUUGCAACCCUUCCGGGAAGCCAUAGCUCUGCAUGGUCUUAGUGGUGCAAUGGCUAGUAUAAGCGUGCGUUCGAGUACCCCAGGCUCUCCUACACAUGUAAGCAGUGGAUCGAAUGCUAGUCGAAGGAGAAAUGGACUCCAUGAUGUCGAUUUGAACACUUUCAUAUCAGAAGAAAUGGCACUCCACUUGGACAAUGGUGGAACUAGAAAGCGUACCUCAGCCCAGUGUGGCGAUGUCAUUACAGACUCACCAACCCAUAAACGCAACAGAAUGAUCUAAACUUGCAAACAUUUUCACACCCACCAUGCUGCUUGAAAGCCACCUGAUCCUCAACAUAUACCAUUUCCGCAAAGGAAACACGAGGCCAUCUUUCCUUGUUCACUGUUUAAUAAGAUGAGUGAAUUCUCUAGUGGUUGCCAUAAAGGAAGUUGUAGGUAUUGACAAUAGAUGCCUCUUGUUAACUAUGGCUUUCUCAGAACUUUAAUCCUAGCAGAGGACAUCAGAUAGUGAGUAGUCAUUAGCAAGAUCAUCAUAGGCAAACAUAUAUCCGUUCCAAGGCUAAAAGUGACCUUAAUUGUAUUUAUUCUCAAAGGGAAAGGAAAUAUCAGAUGUUUAUUUGGUUAUAGAAUGCUUCUUAUUUUUUGGUCCAUUUCCUGCUGUGUUGAGUAUUUUUGCUUCAGCAGUAUUGCUAGGUUCCCACAAUUGUCAAGAACACAAUUUGGCUUCCGUGUCAGAUCUGCAGGCUUCCAUGUCUGCAGCACACUGGUCCACGCACCUGGUUUCUACACAGUAACCAUGAAACUACUUCCCAGACCCUCCCGUUUUAGUUAAAGCAGUUUCUCAUGCUGAUGAUUGUGUGUAAAGAGGUGCUCUGAUGGUCAUGCAGUUAACUAUUGAAUCAAUACACAGAACUUGACUGGAUUCACUUUGUGUGUGUUAGUGCUCUAAAGAUAGCAAUAUCAUUAAACUGCCCCAAAUUAACCCUGUAGGCUUCAAAUACUCAGCUUUAAAACAAGUACUACUUUCUAUGCCGGGUACUUAUGGUUAAUGUAGACUGCAGUCAAGGUGACUUGAGAGGUCAUGACCUUUCAGAGUGGGCUUCCUUUUUUGUUUGGGAUUAGUGAGGAGAUUGAUAGUGGGGGUAGGUAAUUCACAUUUUGUUUUUCAUUUUUUUUGUGGGUGCCCUGCUGUGUGCAGUUUGCAUCGUAGUGAGUGAAAGACAAAGACAUGUUUUUUCUACUGCCAAUGUGAUGACAACUGAAUUAGCAAAGCCCAACUUUCCCUGUUGUUGUGUUCCCUCUCAGAAGUGCAGUUGGAAUCUCAUUCUGGAAAAGAUGAAAUUGCAUGAGGUUCCCUAAAUGUUAGGAAGACCUAAACAGAAGUUCUCAGCCAAGUCCUCUCUGGGUCAGUAUAAGACCUGGUAGCUACAAUGUUUUAGAGCAUGUUUCCUCUUCCUUUUUCCUCCCGUGAACUAAAUGAUAGUCUAAUUUUAGAUGGAGAACUGAUGUCAGCCUGCCAGGUACUGUAAUUUAUUCUAUAAUAUUCUAUAUCAAGUAGGACAGUGAAAAAUGUUUCCUUGCAAACUUGUAGUCCAGUAUCAGUUACUUACUGUUUUUAAUCUUUAAUGACCAUUGCAAAUCAGUGUAAGGUUUUUUUCUAGAAACUACAGCACUUUGUUGAAAGUUUGCAAUUUCUUCAGCCACUUAAUAAUACCUUUCUGUGAAGAGACCCUGCUAAACUGACUGGGUGGGAUGUGAAAGGAAUGAUGGGAAUGUGUGAAUUGAAGUUCUGUAUUCAUUAUAGAUAUUGCCCUUAUUUAAAACAGUGACGUCCAUUCUCAAAGUAGGAAUGAAAAGAGGUAUUUCUAAAUUUUUUCAAAAGUGAGAUUUUGUUUUGUCCUGUUUUGAAUAUCAGGAAGAAUUCUAGCAAUCUGUCAUGUGAACUGAAGUGUACAAGCCUAUGUAUUAUGAAUACUUGCAGGCUUCCCCUUUGGAGUGCGCCUUUGCUUGUCUGUUCUAAGCCCGGCUCUGGAACAGGGCUUUGGUGGUGGGCUGGCUGCUCACAAGAAGCCAGAACUCCUGCUCCGGAAGGAUUUUGAGAUUGAGGAACACAUAUUUAAUCUCCCCUUUCUCCCUUAAUUCUCUUUCCUCCUUCCAAGUUGGAUGCCGAUAUUUUUGGUUGUUUUGUUUAAGUUGGUGCUCUGAAGCUUAAUCCUAGUACCCUUUAUUCUCAAUUGUCAAAUUUUGAUAAAACAUGUGCCAUUUUCUUUGGUAAGAGAAAGCAGGUCUUAAUGUCUGCCAGAACACAAUUUAUAUGCCUAAUUAUUGGCUCCAUUAAACUUUUUAAAAACUUGA